Nerophis lumbriciformis (worm pipefish) is the source of this 1617-nucleotide messenger RNA. Its product is annotated as intermediate filament protein ON3-like. Lineage: Eukaryota; Metazoa; Chordata; Actinopteri; Syngnathiformes; Syngnathidae. The record is from RefSeq and is a predicted model, not a curated record. Gene Ontology annotation, cellular component: keratin filament.
AACAUGCUUGCAGCUGUGUUAAAAGGCAUUAUGAAGGAACAAGUGCACUAUGGGACUCAACACUCAACUUGGAGGUAGGAUGAAUCCAGGUGGGUUUUAUACCCUCUUUGACCACCCCCACUUAUACUAUUGGCUCAUGGACCAACCUCACGGUUGAAACUCUGGUUUUUCUAGUCCCCUCCUUUGCUUUUUCUCUUCAGAUUGGACGCAAGCAGAGACGGAGGGAGGCGCCAGGCGGUCCUCCCCCGCUUUAAAAUCCAGGUGAGCACUGGAGGUAACUUCACUGCUCACUUGUGCAGCCUCCCAAGUCUUUCAGCAUCCUUACGUCACGCCUCAGAAUGUCCAAAGGCAGAGAUUACAGCAGCCAGUCGUACACUCCCGGCAGCGCCACGUCGGCCAAGAGCUACCCGACCAACAAAGUGGACUCGGCAGGGAAGUCUAGGGAGAGGGACGACAUGGUGGGACUCAAUGACAAGUUUGUGAGGCUCAUUGAAAAGGUGAAACACCAGGAAGAUGAGAACAGAAAGUUGGAUGCCAAGCUGAAGAUCCUCAGGGAACAAGAGGCCUAUCAGGGCAGGGUUGAGGGCGUGGUCAAGCAGUUGGAGGAGGAGCUAAAGCAGCAGAUUGACAAGCUCCUCAAUGACCGAGCCAAGCUUGAGGAUGAGCUGCAUCGCAACCAGGACGGGUCGGAGAACACCAAGGAGAGGUAUGAGGAGGAGUUGCUGAAGAAAGCAGACCUGGAGAACGACUUCAUUAUCACCAAAAAGGAUGCAGAUGAAGGACACUUGGAAGCUGUCCAUCUGGCUCUGGAUUUGGAGGAUCUGAUUGGCCAGUUGGAGUUCCUGAGGGUCGGCCAUGACGAGGAGAUUAAAGAGCUGGAAUCUCAAAUCCACAACGAGACGGUGAUUUUACGAGAGAACAGCAAGCGGUUGUUGGACAUGGACGAGAUUGUAGAGGGCGUCAAGAGUCAGUACGCCAACAUGGCCGCCCGCACCAGGGACGAGGCGGAGCACUGGAACCGGAAAAAGAUGGACGUCAUGGUUCUAAAAGCCGGACAACGUGAACAGGAAGUCAGGGAAGUAAGGAGGGAGAUCUCAGACGUGGUGCGCUUCAUCCAGAGGCUUAACGGCGAGCUGGAUGCUCUAAAGAGGAAGGAGGAGUCCCUGAAGAAGGACAUCAGCGACGCGACCGUGGAAGGCGACGCGAGCUUGGAGAGGGCCCGCGGCGACAUCGCUCAGCUGGAGGAGGCCUUGAGGAGAGCCAAGCACGACAUGGCGGGUCAGAUCCGCGAACACCAAGAACUGAUGAACCUCAAGCUGGCGUUGGAUAUGGAGAUCGUCACGUAUCGUAAGCUGCUGGAGGGCGAGGAGAUGAGGAUGAACGAGCUCAUGCGUCACUCAGAUUUCUAAAAAUAAGCCACCCACCAAUCCACGUCCUUACUCGCACGCAGACGUUCACCAGCAGCAGCUGCCACCUGAGAAGCCCAAAACAAGCCCGGACCUCACAUCCAAAGUCCUCCGCCCAGCAAGUCCCCAAGGCAGGGGACAACGUAUGGUCAUCAAGGUGCAAGUGGAGGCAGGGAGGGUUGUGUCGGAAAAAUUCCUCUUGUACACGUGA